Molecule: messenger RNA, 1521 nt
Organism: Aspergillus tanneri
Lineage: Eukaryota; Fungi; Ascomycota; Eurotiomycetes; Eurotiales; Aspergillaceae
Product: aldehyde dehydrogenase
Exons: 3
Coding region: 1-1521 (506 amino acids)
Molecular function (GO): succinate-semialdehyde dehydrogenase (NAD+) activity
Source: RefSeq, a predicted model, not a curated record
AUGGCUACCCAAAACGGGCCCGAUCAUACAUCCUCCGCCCCCUCCGUGAUACCAUUGAUUAUCAACGGCAAGGAAGAAAUCACCGACUCGACCUUUGAUGUCAUCAGUCCGUAUACGAACCAACGCUGCUGGGCUACGGCGUCUGCCUCUCCCCAGGAUGCCAUUCGUGCCGUCGAGGCUGCCGAGGCUGCAUUUCCAGCCUGGUCACAAACCAAACCCACCGUGCGACGAGACAUCCUGCUGAAGGCAGCGGAUAUCUUAGAAAGUCGCCUUGAGCAGAACGCCGGAUACAUGCGAACCGAAAUGGGAGCCGACGUAGGCGCCUCGCAGUUCUUCAUUGCGCCUCUCGGGAUCCGCAUGUUGAGGGACAUUGCGGGGCGCAUCACCUCCAUUUGCGGCAGCGUCCCCGUGGUUGAGGAAGAGGGUCAAAGCGCCAUCGUGUACAAGGAGCCCAUGGGUGUGAUUUUGGGCUUAGUGCCGUGGAACGCGCCAUAUGUUUUUGGUGUCCGCUCGGCAGCCUGCGCCCUCGCUGCCGGCAACACUACUAUCCUGAAAUCCUCCGAGCUCUCGCCCUGCUCGUACUGGGCUCUUACGCGGGCGUUCCAGGAUGCUGGAUUACCCGCCGGAUGUCUCAAUCUGGUGUCCUGUCGACCCCAGGAUGCUCCAGAAGUGGUCAAUGCCAUGAUCGAACACCCGGCAGUGCGCAAGAUCAACUUCACCGGAAGCACGGCCGUGGGAAGGAAAAUCGCCAGAGUCUGCGGGCAAAAUCUCAAGCCGUGUCUGAUGGAGCUCGGAGGCAAGAACAGCUCUAUCGUGUGCGCCGAUGCAAACAUCGAAACUGCUGUCAAGGGUGUUCUAGCCGGAGCGUAUUUGAACGUACGAUUCCCUUCUGUACUUGGGUAUUCAGUUUCUGACACUCUACAGUCCGGACAAAUUUGCAUGGCUACGGACCGCAUCCUGGUCCAUGCCUCCAUUGCGCCGGCGUUCAUGGAGGCUCUGAUGAAAGCACUGAAUUCGAAUCUCGACCCCUCUUCCCCACCCCCGACCUUGGUUAAUGUGGCUUCCAAGGCACGUGUGAGCCGUCUCAUCUCCGAUGCUUUAGCAGAUGGUGCCCAUUUCAUCCACGGAUCUGUUAGCGGUGCAGACACGCAGACCGACUCGGGAGUCCGGAUGGCUCCAGUGCUCCUCGGUGGCGUCACGGAGCACAUGGAUGUCUGGAAGGAGGAAGCAUUUGCCUCUCUAGCGGCCGCUAUGGUGGUGAGCAGCGAUGAGGAGGCCAUUCGGAUUGCCAACAGCAGUGGCUACGGUUUGUCGGCAGCGAUAUUCACGGAGGAUCUGCGCAAAGGGCUGGCGAUGGCCAAGAAGAUUCAGUCUGGCGCUGUGCACAUCAAUAGCAUGUCCAUUCAUGACGAGCCGGCUCUGCCUCAUGGGGGUGUCAAGAACAGUGGCUGGGGUCGAUUCAAUACAGCCCAAGGUCUCGAAGAAUUUCUGGUGACCAAGAGUGUAACCUGGAUGGAUUAA